Messenger RNA from Puccinia triticina, 1623 nucleotides. RefSeq lists its product as uncharacterized. Gene Ontology annotation, biological process: mitochondrial L-ornithine transmembrane transport. NCBI's taxonomy places the organism in Eukaryota, Fungi, Basidiomycota, Pucciniomycetes, Pucciniales, Pucciniaceae. The coding region runs from base 1 to 1623 and encodes 540 amino acids. The record is from RefSeq and is a predicted model, not a curated record. The transcript has 2 exons. Gene Ontology annotation, molecular function: L-ornithine transmembrane transporter activity.
AUGGCGGUCGGUUCUUCCAACAUGACAGUGACCGAAGCACCUAUCCCACAUCCGACAAGCUCUCCAGCCCCGCCGGAGUCUCAGGCUCCUCCACAGCAGCUCCCCAAUCAACCGGUCCGUCUUCCACCUCCCCCCGUCGGCCCCUUACCCCUCGAUCCGGGCUCAGUCGAUCCCACCGCUGGCUCAUCAGCCGCUGCAAUCGCCCGGUCCGCUGCUUCUUCCAUGGCGUUCAUUUUCAAACGUCCUCCGCUUCGGUUUUUCCGACCAGUCAAGAUUUCGACCUAUGGCGCUUUGCAAGUUAUGGCUGAGGAGCGUGGGAGACCCGUAUCCUUAAAGUUCGUUCAGUCGGUCAUCAAGAAAGAAGGUCCAUGGAAAUUCAUUCUGAACCACACCCUACCACCAUUCUUCUUCAACACACUCAUUGGACUGACUCUAUUUACAACUUACACGAGUAUCGAAAAUCAACUUUCGAAAUCGCAACCUCAUCUACAUCCAUACCUGGUGCCGGCUCUGGCUGGUAGCGUCGCUGGUGCCGCCCAGAGCUUAAUUUCAGCCCCACUUGACAAUCUCAGGCUGUUACAAGUCAGUCAGGCUAAUUCUGGGCUUGGAUCAUCAUCAUCCUCAUCCACGAAGAUUCAAUUUAAAGGAUGGAUCCCUUUGCUCAAACAAGUCAUGCUUCCCUUAUCUCUCAGCACACAUCCUGGCUCAAACUCAACAGGUUCCGAACGGUUCAAACUUUGGGCUAGUAGAGGAUGGGGCAUGUUGGGCUUGAGCGUGAUAAAAGAUUCGCUGGGAUUUGCAACGUUCUUUUCGAUCUUUCAGAUCGGACGUGAUUUAGGCAAAAGACUAGCAAAUUCAGUUGAUCGGUCAAUUCACAUCGUCUGGACCGGCUCCGAGGAUCAUGAUGAGUUUGUCGGCGCGAGAGGCUGGACGGGUCGGAUCCUUCAGUCUUGUGUGAUCGUGCUGAGCGGGGCGACAGCUGGGUGGGCCUACGGUAUCGUCGCCGAACCUUUCGAGGCGCUCCGCCGAGCUUUAUGGCAAGCACGACUGGAUUGGGCCUCGAUCCAUCUAAACGACACACCAGCUAACAAAACCAAGGUUGCGGACAAAUCAUCUUCGUAUGCCAGUCGGCAUCCUCCUCACCACCCUCACCCUCGCCAUCAGCAUUCAAGCUUCACCAAUUUCAACAGAGUCCGAUCAAGUCACUGUUGGAGGAGCAAAAAAUCCAAACUUGGCCAUCAGUUUGCUUUGCCAUCAUUCCUAUCAAAAGCUCAGCGCACACCCGACACUCGGAAACCAAUGAUCGGAUCUCAGAAGCCACCGUCGAUAUUCAAAAUCCUGAAACACAACCUUCAGAACAGGCGCAAAGGAUUGGAUAUCUUCGGCGAGCUGAUUUCGAGCAUCAAGCGUCCAAAGAUUAGAGUCACCGAUUCUAACAGCACCAACGCAAUGAAACUCGAUGCGUCCGGAAAUCUCUUCCACUUCUUUCGCGCCCGGGCACACAAGAAACCUUUGUCUAUCAAGACUGCUACUCGGGUCACUGGGUUCAGAAGCUUUAUUCUCUCUCCAUAUUCAAUUGGGUUCUUUGUUUGGGCAGUUUGUAGUGGUGAUCUGACCGUUUGA